Alosa alosa (allis shad) is the source of this 2605-nucleotide messenger RNA. Its product is annotated as protein ALP1-like. Lineage: Eukaryota; Metazoa; Chordata; Actinopteri; Clupeiformes; Clupeidae. The coding region runs from base 365 to 1666 and encodes 433 amino acids. The record is from RefSeq and is a predicted model, not a curated record. The transcript is spliced from 4 exons.
AAUAUCUGGCUAACUACAAGGCAGUGGUUCUGUGUCGGUGCUGGACAUUUUCUCUCUUGUAGGAAGUGAUGGAGAGCGAUACAACUUUGGAGCCUUGUACGCCGUCCCAGUUGGCGGCACUACUGAGCAGUUUCUUAAGAAUGUCAGCCAUCGAAGUUCAGGGGAAGAAAAAAACAAAACAAAGUCAAUUGCGUGGCUUUUGGACCAUAGACUCUAGUGACUUGGGUAUCAUUGCUCGUUAGAGUGGCCUUGUGGAAGUUCCGUUAUAAUAUUGUCGGCUAUUAUUGUAAUCCAGUGGCAGUAUUUUGCUACUAGCCUACUGCUCUAAAGUAAUUCUGACAAGUCAGUGCUAUAGUUGAGCAGGAUGUACACAAAUGCCUGUGUUGCAUCGGCGGGCCGAGCGGUGCUUGAGAUGAUGCAGUACGACUGGGAGCCUCUUUCUCACGGAGAGCUUGACCAACGCCUGGACCAAGCAGUCGAGGAGAUCUUGGAAGCCCAGUUGAUGGCCGUGAUCCAGCACCCUUCUCCUGUACUCUUGCAGCUUUCCCGGUCAGAGGAGCCCUUGCUGCAUCUUCAGGCACAAUCGCAAGAUGUAGUGCAUCCACAAGUGGUAUUUCAGUUGACAGACUCGCUUGCUAUUUCAUCCAAUGCAGACGUUGAGCUACAGCGACAGUCCGCUGAAAAAGCAGAGGAAAAUCCAGCAGUUCAGCACAUCAUGGACCUCUUGAAGAACGCCAACACCAGCUAUAAUCGCAGUCGACUUGCCGGGAGAGCACGAUUGUCACUCUCCCACACCGUACUCCUCUCUCUCACCCUGCUUUCCAAACGUCGCAGCUAUCGCUCAGUAUCGACCAGUUUCCGUCUGGAGAAAGGAAAUAUCCAUAGAAUUUUCUUCUCCUUCUGUGACCGCGUCAACGCUCUGGAGGAACAGCAGAUACGAUGGCCGAAAAGUCAAGAGAUGAUGGACAGUCUGCUGCCCUUCUCAAGUCUGUUGGGGGUGAAUGAUGUUGAGCUGGGCAUCCCAAAGGUGUUGGGUGUUUUGGGUCACACUCGCAUCCCUAUUCGCCUGCCCAUUGGCAAGCAGGAUGUAGAGAAGGAGGAGCUGGACCUGAAACAUCUGACCAAAGACGUUCACCCAGACUCUUGGCUGAACCUGGAGUUUGUGUGUGAUAGACAAGGGCGCUUCAUUCACUGCCGGGUCAGCCGAGGAUCAGAACACGACAGGGCAAGUGACCUGAGGAGGAGGAUUCAGAGCAACCGAGGCAUGGUGCCACCAGGGUGCUGCCUGGUUGCAGGCACUGGUUACCCCUUGACGGAUCAGAUUCUCACUCCCUAUUCUGCAGGGCAUGGACCCAGGGAGAACCUCUUCAAUAAGACCCUGGAGAGCCACUUGUGCCGGCUAGAUCAGGCAGUAGAAGAUCUGAAGGCACGCUUCCAAAGACUCAAAUACUUGGACAUGGGGAACUAUGACCGAGCGAAAGCGGUGGUCUUAACCGCAUGCAUUUUGCACAAUGUCUUUUUAGAUAUGGGGGAUAUUGUCAAGGGUCAAUCAGGAAAGGAAAUGGGAGAACAGGAGCAAGACGGAGACAGAGAGGAGGCAGGUUUGAGAUGGAGAGAUACUGUUGCACAACAGUUGUACAGUGCCUUGGACACAGAACAUUUUUGAGCUGAUGAAGUUUCGACCCCAUGUGAUUGGACAUGUAAUGAUGUUUGCUGUGUACCUCCAGUGAGGCAUUGACUGUGUCAUUAGAUAGAUAACCAGAGACUGACAUCAUUACAUUCUUUCAUUCUGUCCACAGGACUAUUUUGCUCAAAUUACAUAUAUUGUUGAAGAUAUACAGUGUGUCCAUCUGGAUUUACCCUGUGUGUUCAGUGAAUGGUGUAUGGAACGCCUAGUGUUAAUAAGUUGUUCACCACCCUGGAGGUGUCCAACCAACAACUGUGUAUCUGUUAUAUAAAAUGUCAAUGAGUCAAGAUAAAACAAAAAACUUAUCUUGCAAAAAAAUCUUGCACUUGCAAUAUUCCGUGAAUUACUGUAGAUUUGAUCUUUACUCCCAGUGAAAUAAGCAACAAACACUUUAUCUUGAAUUUUUUAUUAAAAGUAUAAUACAGACUUCUUAUUAACAAAUAUAUUUUUUGCUAAACGAGGAUGUCACUGAUAAAUAUGCACACCAGGAUUGUGACCCACAAAAAAAUAUACCAACAAUAGAUUAAGUUGAAUGUCUUUCAGAAUGAAACAGUGGGAUAUUGUGGGAUAUCAUUACUAAUCUGUUUUAGUAUAUAUUACAACUGUUUUUUUGUACAACUACAUGUUAUUAGGUCAUUAACUUGCAUAACCUGGAAAAAAGCUUGAUAGGCUGACGACAGUGUUGGUUUAUCACUCACAUCUAUGUAUUCCCACUUCAUCCAAACACAAUACCUUGUAUCUUAACUCCACCUCAAACACAUUCACACACACAAAGGUCACUCCCUUUUUCAUUACAUUUCAAUAUUGUCAGGGGCUUGGAGGAGAGGCUUCUUAGAGAGUUGACGGAGGAUAUUGUUAUCGUUAAAAAGGACCAUUGUUGGCUUCAAGAGAGUAAUUCCUGACCGCCUUGACCCUGGA